Miscanthus lutarioriparius is the source of this 681-nucleotide messenger RNA. NCBI's taxonomy places the organism in Eukaryota, Viridiplantae, Streptophyta, Magnoliopsida, Poales, Poaceae. The record is from the annotation of a GenBank genome assembly.
AUGGACGGCAGCCAUGGAUUGCACAACGAAAACUUAUACGAUGAUGAUGGAAUCAUUCAGCGACAUGCGCAAGGUGAUGAUUAUGAGUCAUAUCGCGUGCUUGCGGAUGGUGCGGCUGGCCAUAGUGUGAUAGAUGAUCCAUAUGAAUUCAUCUACCAGAACCUGCCACAAAGACAUACAUUGAGAAAUGUCCCUGACUGCCAUUACUGUGGUGCGAUGAGGUUUCAGUAUGAGCCACCCGGGUUUUGUUGUAGAAAAGGAAAAGUACAAAUACAUAUACCAGAGGUUCCGGUAGAGCUGAAAAGGAGAAAUGGUACUUUCCCAAAUUUGGAUGACUACCGGAUUGAACUCAAUACAAAUGUCACGCCUGACCAGAGAUGGUACAAUGCCCCAACGGCAGCCCAAGUUGCUGCUAUCUGGAUGGAGGGGAACGAUCCACAGAGAUGUUUUGAUAGGAGUGUGGUUGUAUAUGGAAGGACGGAUUGUCGUCCGCAAUAUAUCCGAGCAUACCAUGGUUGUUAUGACCCAUUAGCUUAUCCUCUAUACAACCCACGAGGGGAAACAGGAUGGAACAAGUUUAUGCCGUACAGUGCUGAUCCAGUCACUCAACCAUCUGUAACCCCGGCUUCUACUAAUGUUAAUUACAGGGAUGAGGGCACUACUGGUGCUUAUCAAGAAUAA